This is a messenger RNA of Neomonachus schauinslandi (Hawaiian monk seal), 641 nucleotides long. RefSeq names its product platelet endothelial aggregation receptor 1-like. Lineage: Eukaryota; Metazoa; Chordata; Mammalia; Carnivora; Phocidae. The annotation marks the transcript as partial. Gene Ontology annotation, cellular component: membrane. The record is from RefSeq and is a predicted model, not a curated record. The transcript has 5 exons. Gene Ontology annotation, molecular function: protein binding.
AUGCUACCCCCUCUGUGCUCCCUCCUUCUGGCCCUGGGCCUGGGGCUGGCUGGAGCCCUCAACCCCAACGACCCCAACACCUGCAGCUUCUGGGAAAGCUUCACCACCACCACCAAGGAGUCCCACUCCCGCCCCUUCAGCCUGCUCCCCUCGGAGCCCUGCGACCGGCCCUGGGAGAGCCCCCACAGCUGCCCCCAGCCCACGGUCGUCUACAGGCCGGUGUACCGCCAGGUGGUGAGGACAGAGCACCGGAAGCGCCUGCGGUGCUGUGUGGGCUUCUACGAGAGCCGGGGCACCUGUGUCCCGCUCUGCGGCCAGGAGUGCGUCCACGGCCACUGUGUGGCUCCCGAUCGGUGCCAGUGCGCGCAGGGCUGGCGGGGCGGCGACUGCUCCAGUGCGUGUGCCCCAGGCACGUGGGGGCCUCAGUGUGACAAGCCCUGCCACUGCGGGAACAGCAGCUCCUGUGACCCCAAGAGUGGAGCCUGCCUCUGCCCCUCCGGCCUGCAGCCCCCACGCUGCCUCCAGCCCUGCCCCUCCGGCCAGUUCGGUCCUGCCUGUCAGUUACCCUGCCAGUGCCAGGGAGCGCCCUGCGACCCCCGGACCGGAGCCUGCUUCUGCCCCCCCGGGAGAAUGGGGCCCAG